AUGAGAUUCUCCGCCGCCCUCUCUGUCGCAAUUCUCGCCUCAGCAGCUUUUGCCGCACCAGUAGAUACGGAACAACAUCCCCUAGCAUCCUCGUCACAUGUCUCAAAGGUCCCCGCAGAUGCGGCUGGCGCGGCAGCACCCUCAGCAGCUACACCAAGAACUAGCAGCAGCAGCAGCAGCAGCACAUCGCCGGCGUCCAACAUCAUCGCUUCCGCUUGGAAACAGAUCUUUGGCGACAAGGAAGGAGAGGAGGAUCCGAACCUGGGAAGGGCAUGCUUUUGCGCCAACGGAUCGAUUUGCUGCAAUACUUCGGAAGGCCUCGACUGCACGCAAGGCUUGUGCGGAUUGUAA
Colletotrichum tamarilloi is the source of this 351-nucleotide messenger RNA. RefSeq lists its product as uncharacterized. The transcript has a single exon. The coding region runs from base 1 to 351 and encodes 116 amino acids. NCBI's taxonomy places the organism in Eukaryota, Fungi, Ascomycota, Sordariomycetes, Glomerellales, Glomerellaceae. The record is from RefSeq and is a predicted model, not a curated record.